AUUCCCAGUUUUCCCGUCACUAAAACCCCAGCUGAACCACGCCAGAAAGAGUCCAGAAAUCCUACGGUAACUAAGAAAAUACUAAUACUACUUUAUAAUAAAAAGGAGAUUUAUUUCUUCUUCUACAAUCUUUUUGUCUCAUGUUACUUUAGCGGUCUCUGCAAUCCCGUAUAUACGCUCACAACGUACGAAUAUACGUUCCAACCGUAGACCGCCAUGGCUCUUCCUCUUGGCAAGUUAACUAUCCUCGUCGGUGCAGGUAUUGUUGGCUCGAUUAUUGCAAAAGAAGGACACAUGCCAAAUGUUUCUGAUUUUGUCUCUGGUGCUUUCAAGCUUGUUUUUCGGCAACUUAAACAUGAUGAUUCCACUCCAUCUAUAAACAAGCCACGCAAUGAUUAUUUGAUGGCCCAGGUUAACAGCCUAAGGCAGGAGCUGCAAAUCUUGGCGUCAAACAGACCAAUUACAAUUGUAACUGGACGUGGAACAGGUACUAGCAAAUACGGCAUAAUCAUUGUUGUUGUAGUAGUUGGAUAUGGUUAUGUUUGGUGGAAGGGUUGGAGACUUCCUGAUAUGAUGUUUGCAACAAGGCGUAGUUUAUCUGAUGCGCGUGAUGCCAUAGCCAAGCAGCUUGAAAGUGUUUACUCGUCAAUCUCGACUACCAGACGGCAUCUAUCCUCAAGGAUUGAUGGUGUGGAUAAUCAUAUGGAUGAAAUUGCAGAUAUUACUGCUUCCACACAAGAUGAGGUUUCUCUGCUACAAGAUAAAUCAAAGAUGCUCAACAGCAAUGUUCAAUCUGUUCGUUUUGUAGUCCAAACUCUGGAAAGUAAGAUUAACAGAAUUGAAGGGAAGCAGGAUAUCACAAAUGAAGGACUAAACUGGUUGUGUGAUUAUGCCCAUACCAUGGAACAGAAUAGAUCCACUGAUCGUAUUCAGGCUUCACCAGCUAGUUCUUCCAUGCCAGCUCUUGAAGCACCAAUGAAAAGCCCAUCAAGGACUGGGUCUUUGCCUCCCAUUUUACCAGCAGAAUCGUCGUCUCCUUCUGAUUCAAAUGGAACUCAUAAGGUUAAGAGGUCUCCAAGAAAUGCUGUCUCUGCCUCAGGCCUCAAGGAAGUAAGUGAAUCAAGUGGCCAUGAGCUUGCCAAUGGGAGUCGCACCUCAGAAGACAAAACUAAUGGGUCGUCAAGUUCUGGUUUCUUUGGGAUGAUGUUUUCAGGCGCGAAUGCUUCUUUUCUCACAAGAACACGCAGUGCAACAAAUGCUGUGCCACAACAGAUGCGAUCAAGUAGGCAGCAACCGUAAAGCUCUUACAUUUAAAAAAUAUUUAAAUUUCUGCUUGAUUAUAAUUUUAUGUUUGAGGAGAACUGUUCUCAAGGGUGUCGUAGUCCCUCCAACAGAGAUUAUAGGGUAGUGCCCAAGCCAAAAGUUAAAUUGGAGUGGGUGCUGAAUUUUGUAGAGAUGAUGAUUGUGAUAAGGGGUAAUAUAAUUCUUUCCAGGUGUUCAAUGUUCACUGUUAGAAGUUGGAAGUUCUUUUUGAUAUGUAUGAGUAGUAGGUUCCGGACGGGGAACUGGAAAGGUAUAUAUAUCUGUAAGUCGAUUAGAUUAUUCGCUCUGCUAAUUUCUGCUUCCCCGGGAAUAAAAGAAAACUCUUCUAUUAUAAAA
Molecule: messenger RNA, 1659 nt
Organism: Theobroma umbraticum
Lineage: Eukaryota; Viridiplantae; Streptophyta; Magnoliopsida; Malvales; Malvaceae
Source: RefSeq, a predicted model, not a curated record